AAAGGUGUGUGCCACCACCACCAGGCUUAAAACAGUAAUUUUAACCUGAAACACUGGGGUCAUCUCCUCCACACUCUUUUGGUGUUGUAGUGUAUCAAUAAUGAAAUGUGGAUGUAACCCGUGGACAUCCAAAUGAUCAAGAGAACCCCUUUCCCUUCUUAUUUGUGUGUAUGUGUGUACGUUUUUGUGUGAGAAUUUGGAUGCAUGUCUAUGCAGGGAGGCCAGAAGUCCAUGUAGGGAGGUCUUAGCUGGUUGUUCUCUACCUCAGGUCCCCCUUCUUGGUAAGUAAGCACUUUAUCAACUGAGUCAUCUCCCCAGCCUCCUUUCCCUCCUUUUUUGAUGAGGCAAAAGUCACUUACCAUAAAAGACACCAUUUGCAGGGCCGAAAAGAUGACUUUAUGGUUAGGAACACUGGUUGCCCUUACAGAGGGACUGGAUUCAAUGUCCAAAACUCACAUGGCACCUCAUAACCAUCUGUAACUGCAAUUUCAGGGGAUCCAAUGUCUGCUUCUGGUCUCUGUGAGCACCAAUAAUCCACUGAUACACAAACAUGCAUGCAGGAAAACACCCAUACACAUAAAACAAUAAAAAUUUAAAAAUUCAAACUUAAAGGCACUAUUUUAAAGGAAGCUAUCCAGUGCAUCUGCUCCGAGAGAAUUUUCAUCGCUUCAUGAAGAAACCCCUGAAUCCACUACAUCACUCUUCAUAUCUGGGCUCCCAGGCCAGAUUUCUGGCUAUGAAUUUGCCUCUUUCAGACUCAGUAUAUUCUAUAAAGAUUUUGAGGGAGUUCACUACACAGUGACAUUGUAGCACAAUAAAGGCAGCAAGAAUUCUCUUAUUUGCACCCCUGAAUGAGAGAAAACAGCCACUUGGGACCACAUGGAGGUGCAUUUAGGGACAGGGAAACUGUUAGGAUAUCUUGUGCAUAGCAGGAAUUGGGCCAGUUCCUUGUGGGAUUGUAGGAGCCAUCUAGUUUUCUGGGAUCUAGUCCCUGAUUGAGAACCCAGUAAGAAAGCCGGGGGCAGGGUGAGUAUUUAGUGGCUGUAAAGACUGAGACCUUAUAGGAUGUGGUAGGAAUGGGGGCUUAGCAACUGCCUUUAAAAGACAAAGAUUUUAGCCACAACUAAAAACUAGGUCAAGUCAGCUCUUGUGAAAUGUCAUUACAUCAUAUAAAUGGAAUCAUAAAAUAUGUGGCCGUUUGUGUCUGGAUCUGGCAUUUUUAACUUUGCAAAAAAUCCCCAAGGUUCAUCCAUGUUGUAGCAUACGUCAUAAUUUCCUUCCUUUCUAAACACAAAUAAUGUUCCAUUGUUUAUAUACACCGCAUUUUGUUUAUCCAUUUGUCUGCUAAUGGACGCGUGGAGUUUCUGCCUUUUGGCUAGUGUGACUGCUAUGAAUGUGUGUGUAUAGGUUUUUAGUGUAGACACCUGUUUGAAAUUAUUUUCAGUAUGCGCUCAGGAGUGAAAUUGCCUGGCCAUGUGGUAACUGUGCUUAAUUCAUUGAGUAACCAUUCAGAUGGAUUUUUUUCCCUUGUGUUGCAGGAGAAUAGGCAUUGAGUGUAUGUAUGUUUCCAUAUGAAAGGACAUACACACAUGGCAGCGCACGUGCACAUGCAUAUAUGUAUGUAUGAAGGCCAGAGGUAGAUAUUAAGUAUCCUCCUCAACAAUUCUCCACCUUAUGUAUGGAGAGAUAGUCUCACUUAAACCCAGGGCUGCUCAACUGAGCUAGUUAGUGUUAGCUAACCAGCUUGCUCCAAGGAUCCCUGUCUCUGUUUCCUGUGUACUGGGAUUACAGAUGGGCCAACACACCCACCUGGUAUUUGUAUAGGUGCUGGAUAUCCACUCUCCAUUCUUGGCACUUGAACUAUAACCCCACUGAACAAUCUCUCCAGCCACAAAUGGUGUGUGUGUAAUAUGAAUGUGUGCUUAAGAGUACAGGUUCUAUAAAGGCCAGAGACAUCUGAUCUCCUGGAGCUGGAAUUAGAGAUGGAAGUAAGACAUCUGAUAUGGGGACUAGGAAUUGAACUUUGGUCCUCUGGAAGAGCAGCAAAUGUUCUGAACCACUGAGCCAUCUCUCUAACCUCUUAAAUGAUCUUUUUCGUGUGAGUCAUAGAAAAUUCAUCAAAAGCCAGGUAAUGGUGGCACACACCUUUAAUCCCAGCACUCAGGAGGCAGAGGCAGGCAGAUAUUCAUGAGUUCAAGGCCAGCCUGGUUUACAGAGCAAGUUCCAGGACAGCCAGAAUUGUUACAGAGAGACACCCUGUCUCAAACACCCCUACAAAAAAGAAACUUCAUCAGAAACAUGACUUUAUAAUUGGUCAAUGUUGAUUGACAGUUCAUCAAGGGAUCUGGGGACAGUUUAAAUUUCAGGUAAAUAUGUGGCUGUCCUUGUGUUCCCUAGACUCCAUCCCUUCUUCUCUCCUGUGGCCUUAUCACUGGCAGACAAACAAGCUUUACUUGCCCACCAGGCAAAUAAAAACUCUUUCAAGCCAUUGCCACACUGGACUUCCUCCUGGUUUCUCUGCUGCUCCACUCAGGACUCUCAAGUCUGGUUGAACAACAUUCUUGAAAUGGUCAUUUAACUGACAAGCUUCUAUACUAACUGAUGCACAGAACUCCGAGGCUAAAGUAAACUUUAUCUAUUCUGUCGACCUUCAAGCCCUUGGAAUGAGAAACAACUUCCUGCUGUCCUCACCCAGUCUCAUUGCUUGUGUCCAUCAUCUCAGUUCUUAGCAACACAAGCACUACUGACGGAGAGCCAUGUCCAGGACUUUUAUUGCCUGUGUUCCCUCGCAACCACAUUGCCACUCUCAGCCUACCAUCGCCUCGUCAGAGUGCCGCCACUCUUCUCUUUCUGCUCACACUCCACUGUGCCUCACGGUGUCCCACCCUUCUCUUUCUGCUCACUAGCAGCUAUCACUCUGCACCUGGGAGUUGAAUUGUGUGUCUGGAGGGUUUUUUUUUUAACAUGAACCCAGACACUAAAGGAAGAGGAACCCAUAAAUGGAGCUUCCAGGAAUGUCUGGAAACUUGGGGGGGGGGAUCAGAAGAAAGAGAUUUAAAAAAUGAAGGAAAUGAAGGGGGUUGCAGAGACAGCUCAGCCUUUUAGAAUACUGGCUGAUCUUCCAGAGGAUUGGGGUUUGAUUCCCACUACCCACGUGGUGGCUCAAAACUGUCUGUAAUUCUGGUCCCAAAUGAUCUGACACCUUCUUCUGGUUUCCUUGGGUACCUUGGGUUAUAUGUAUGGUACUUAAACAUACAUAUAAUCAAAAUAAAAUAAAUAAAAAUAAUUUUUAAAAGAAGGCAAUGAUAGAGAAAGAGCAUGCUCUUUUGGAAGGCUGGAGAGGGCAUAUGAGCAAAGUUGGUAUGUGAUCCCUGGAUUUUGGCCCACUCAAUGGGCCAAAAUAGAAAAGCAUGAAAGCUAAGUUUGGGAAUGUGUUGAGGACUGAAUUGCCUUGUGUCUCUACAAAAUGAUCGCUUCAUGUCCCAUCCCCAACUGCCUGGGAAGAUACCUUUACUUAGAAGUAGGACUUUGGAAAUGUAAGUAAGGUUAAAAUGAGACCAUAUUGGAGUAUGGUAGGCCCUAAUUCAAUGAAUAGUGUCAUAUAACAGUAGGGAAAUUUUGAUCCAAGUGCACAUAGAGAAGACAUCCAUGUGAAGAUUCAGGAAAGCAUUGGAAGGAUGCAGCUACAAGUCAAGGAUCACUGGAUACCACCCAGUGGCUGAAAGAGGCAAGAAAAGCAGCCUUCAGGAUGAAAGGAGGACCCACCCACCCCCAGCGCCUAGAUCUCAGGCUUUCAACCUGCAGAACUGGGAGAAAAUAUGUAUGUAUGGUUUUAAGCCCCCUGCAGCAGGUACCUUGUUGCAGUGGCCCCAUCAAGAUAUAAGGAAAGUGUGGUGAUCUGUAGCCUAGGUGAAGCUUCCAGAGUGAGAAAACCCAUUGCCUCGUCCUCCAAGGAGGGUGCAGAAACUGGCCUCUGGGAAAGAAACCCACCCUUUCUUUGGGACAUACCUCAUUCACACACACCACAGCAUUCACUGUCUCACCUUGCUACUCUCUGGCAAGAAAAAUAAAGCAGGUUUUGAAACAAGCUGAGGUUGGCUGCACCGAGCCACCCUGAUCUCACUGACCCUCUUUGCUCUUCUCUCAGCCUUUCAGCUGUGCCCUCUGUGAUUGUCCUGACUAUGGCAGCCAGUCUUCUGAGAGCAAAGCCCAAGGUACCAAUAUCUUUUGAGGAUGUGUCUGUGUACUUUACAAAGGCAGAAUGGAAGCUUCUGGAUCUCAAACAGAGGAAGCUCUACAAGCAGGUGAUGCUGGAGAACUACAGCCAUUUGGUGUCAGUGGGGUUUGCUUUCCCUAAGCCUAACCUGGUGUCCCAGCUGGAGCGAGGGGAGAAGCCCUGGAUUGCAGACAGAAUGGGGACUGCAGCAGCAUCCUGUGCUGGAAAUGGGAUAAAGAGCAAGAUGCUGACUUCAAGGCCGAAACUUUUUGGAAGAGGGCUCCUCGGAGACACCUCGGGAUCCAUGGUGCAGAGACGUCCUCACGACUUCAGGCCAAAUUCCAUUGUAAGGUACCGGCGCUCCAGAAUCACCGAUAAACGGUAUCUCUGUCAGCAGUGUGGAAAAUUCUUCAGCCGCAGCUCCAAUCUCAUCAAGCACCGGAUCGUCCACAGCGGCGAGAAACCGCACAAGUGCAGCGAGUGCGGGAAGCUGUUCCGGCGGAACUGGGCACUGCUGGAGCAUCAGCGCAUCCACAGUGGUGACAAGCCCUACGAGUGCGGGGAGUGUGGCAAGACCUUCACGCGCAGCUUCAACCUUAUCAAGCACCAGAUCAUCCACAGCAGCGAGAAGCCGUUCGUGUGCCGAGUGUGCGGGAAGGUGUUCCGGCGGCGCUUCGCUCUGCAUGAGCAUGCGCGCAUCCACAGCGGCGAGCGGCCUUAUGAGUGCGGUGAAUGUGGCAAGACAUUCAGCCGCAGCUCCAACCUUAUCGAGCACCAGCGCACCCACAGCGGUCAGAAACCCUACAUCUGUCAGGAGUGCGGCAAAGCCUUCAAGGGCAUCUCGCAGCUCAUCCACCACCAGCGCAGCCACCGCGGCGACAGGCCCUUCUCGUGCCAGGAGUGCGGCAAGGCCUUCCGCGGCCAUUCAGGACUUAGCCAGCACCAGCGAGUGCACAGCGGCGAGAAGCCCUACGAGUGCAGCGAAUGUGGCAGGGCCUUCGGUCGCCGGGCCAACCUCUUCAAGCACCAGGUGGUGCAUGGUGGGGUGCGUCGUGGCCGCUUAAAGGGACUUCGGCGCGGCUGCAUGCUCCUGGAGCAUCGGCGCGGGCCCCACAGGUCCCAGGAAGCCGGGGAAGGCAGCUCGGCCGAGCCCCAGCUCAUUGACGCCAAUAAGAAGCCCCAAGUGUGUGAGCACUGCGACCAGGUCUUCGAGAGCAAGUUGCUGCUGUGUCGCCAUUUGCGCAUUCAUGACGACGAAGAUGACAAGAAACAGAAGUCGAUUACUGUGAGUACCUCAGGUUCGGAGGAGAGGUCGCUGCUUAGCCAGGAUUUGGAAUCCCAGCCCGCAGAAGGAAACGGCAGCGAAAGCAGUGAAAGUUUCCUGUAUGCUGAGAAGGCCCAGGGCCCAUCCUCACCUUGAGGCCAGAAACAGGGCAGCAACUCAGAAUGGCAGGGUAGCCCCCUUCCCCAGUGUGAAACAGAAGUAACUCAGAAACACAGGGUACUCCCCACCCAUCCACCCAGUGUAAUCUGCCCUACUCUUUCCCUGAUGAGUUGAAAAGGAAGGGCUCCCUCCCUAGUCCUGGAUGAUCCAAUUGAUACCUAGAGGUUGCACAGGAAGGCUCCUCAAGGAGCCUAGGCAGGGUACUCCUGUGUGUGCUUGGGUGAAUGAGUGCCUGUGUGAAUGGGGUCUCCAGGGCAGCAGAUUUGCAUAAUACAGAGUUGGUCUCUACCAUUCACAGGAGAAUUGCUUGACGUGGUUGAGGAAGAAGGAGCAGAGUCCAGCCAACUCUAAGCACAAUUACAUUGAAGUUUACAGGGGAUUACCCGUGUGUCCUUUCUCUUGUUAAUGUGUUAGUGGGGGUGGUUGCCUCCCAUUAAUAGAUGUUUGUGUUUCUAGAUAGAAUAUACUAAAAGCACUUUAUUCCAUUAAAAGUUUAUAAACUAGCCUGCUGUUCUGAAGCAGACUAGACUGUCUGUGAAAACUUGGGCCUUGUGUAUGUGGCCCUGCUGCUGUUUGGAGGGUCUGUACCAAAUCUUGCAGAGAGGUUAAGACCCAGGGACCCUGAAUGUCUCCUUUUGGGAAUGGAGCCCCUUUUUUCUGGUCCCUCUCAGGAACAGGAUCUAAGUAAGACUUGGCAGCAUUUGUACCCCCACCACCCUGCUGGCUUCAGUCUCCUCCCCUCCCACUCAGGGAAGGCCACAUUGGCCAUUCCUAUCCCCUGCUCCAGUGCCUAAAGCUUCCAGUUUGUCUGCUAAUCCCUUUUAAGCCACCACUGUGUGGUGACAGCAGAUUAAGAAUUCACACUUAGGUGGCCCCUGUAGUGAGUCUGGCCAGACAGUUAUCUUUAAGAUGACAUUUCUUAGCAUAUUAAAGUUGCCAUUACUUUGAUGUGCUUUUAUUUGGGGAUACCAUUAGUUGAAAAUGGAGAUUUUUGUUAUGUGAGAGUGUUGGAGAAUUUAUCUUUUAUAGAAAUUCCUCACACAGAGGGCGUAGCUCAGAGAUGGAGUAUGUGCCUAGCAGACUACAGGCCCUGUGUCCCAUCCCUGCCCCUCCCCCAAGAAAAGCUUGGACAGAAGGAAGGGGCCUUUCCAACCCAUGACUGAUGUGCAUGGUGGCAAACCUAGCCCUGAAUGAUGAUGUAACAACCCCCACCUCCUUUCCCUUAAGCCUGGCUGGCUCUUUAGAAGGCACUUUACUGCCAAGGAAGCCAGUGGCAGUCCUAUUCCACCUGUGCUGCCCCCAGGAGACCUGUCCCUUGGCAUACUCAGCUCAGCAUCCUGGGUAGCAAACUACUUUUCAGCCCUCUCCUAUCCCAGAGGAGAGAAAGAUUUUGUCCCAAAGACUGCCCUGGGGGCAGUUUGUUGGUACAGGUGAAGUGGAGGCAGCUCUUGUACACUCCAAGAAAGAGUGGUGGCACCUCCCCUGAGUGAUGUUCAAAGAUAGCUGCAUCCCAGGAUGCUGGCUGGUUGGAGCCCUGGUCAUAAGAAUAUACACAGGGAGGAGAAAGAGAGAGAGAGAGAGAGAGAGAGAGAGAGAGAGAGAGAGAGAGAGAGAGAGAGAGAGAGAGAGAGAGAGAUUUUAUGUAUAUAAAAUGUUUUGUGUAAAGCCCCAGUUUGUAACUUGCUGUUAUCUCUGUGUCCUACAGUAGAUCCCUGUCUCCCUGUCCUGUGAUUGUUCUCCUGUCUGUGAGCCUGCAGCUGCUCAGCCUUGUGUCUGCACUCCAAGCCCCAUGCCUGGGUACUAGUGAAAGAGCCUUGCUCCCUUGAUCUGCUGGGUUUGAGUUAUGUAGUGGUUGACUUCAUGGAAGCAGUUCAGAGUAUGCGUCAAUUUGGUUUCCCAAUAGAAAAAGAAAUGCUAGGAACAGUGUCUUUUAAGUCCCUGGUAAAGUAAUUGCUCGAUCUACUAGGCCUCACACAGAGCAGGUGCCCACAGUGGGAGGCUCUGUGCAAGCUCUGGCACAUACUCUUGGGUGUUCACUUCUAUGGCUCCAGGAAAUGAAUGAAUGAUGCCUAUCUUCCGAGACAGUCACCAGCUUCUUUACCCAAGGCUGAGUUCCUAGAGGAAGGGUCAUGUACAGGCAUUUUCAGCAGGAAGUGGGUCUGCAGGGAGAGCUGUAGAGCCCUUCAGAGUGGGGAUCCUGGAGCAUUUCAGGGUCUCCACUGGUUGCCUACAUACAUAGCAGCAGAGCUCUUGGUCCAUUUCCUCCUUCAGUUCCUGUUCCUAGAUGUUUUCAGCAAGCAAAGUAGUGAGUUCUCUCAGGUAUGCUAAUCAGGUAUGCAAAAUGAACAGAACAGGUUUCUCCUGGAAGAAAGUCAAAGUCACCAGAGGGACACUUGUGCUUUUCCUUGUUUCCUGCCUGAAGCCUGUGCUUCAUCCCUCAAACUGGAUGGGGAAUGGGGCUGAUCGUUCAUUUGUGUGUUUUGAGGGGCAACUAGAUUAUAAAAGCUUAAACUAUCAGAAUCCCUGCUGUUUUCUAGUUCCUCCUCUUCCUGUCCCCCACCAAACUUUACCCUUUUGUCUUGUAAAAGACUUUGGCUGCUUUUCAGGUGCUGUGGGAAUGGCCUAGCAGUGUCCCAGGAAACUCAUAGAUGGUCGUCUCGGAAUUAAUUUAUCAUGAGGUGGAAUUUUCAACAUCUUUGUUGGGUGAAAAGCCGACAGCUACUUGGAAAGGUGCUCCCCCAUGUGGAGAGGGCUUAAAGUAAACAGACAGGUAGUGGGUUCAAGGUUACAAGCAAAAGUCAACUCUAACCUAGAAAGAGCCCAGUGAUGCUAGAGUUAUUGGGGAGGGCUUGCUUCCCAUGUGGGAGGGCCUGUCUUAGUCUGCCCAGGGUGCAGGCUUUUCACAGGGCCCCAUACUGCAACUCUGAGACCAGGAUUGCCCAACAGGCUCCUUAUCAGAAAACUUCAUCAGUCUCAGAAGAGGCACCACAAUGCCUGCCUUCUGUUUGUUUCUGCUACCAAGUUUCAGGCAGCAUGAAAGCACCCACCUUGUAGCUUUCCAGGCAAGGAAUAGAAUAUAAGGGAUUUCAGGUGUGUGUGUGGGGGGGGGGUUGCUGAAAAGUGCCUUGGUUGGAAGUGGGGAGGAUGUGUAUUAGGGAAGCCUAGAAUGCACACAGGACCGGACAGUCCUGAGUCGGGAGCUCAAUUACUGUAGAGUAUGGAGCACCUAGGAUGCCAUGUGUAGGAAGUCAGACCCUAGCUGGUUCCAUUUGAGGAGCAACUUUCCUAAACAAGAAAUGAAGUCAGUGUUAAUGAGAACUGAUAUGGGGUGUGAGUGCACACCUCACCAGCCACUCUGGUCAUUUAGAUGGUUUGGAGGUCUGUGAAAUCUCUGCAGUGAGACAGCCACCAUGAAGAGGUAGUGAGAAAGAAGAGGAAGGACUCGAGUGACCCCAGCCACCUUCCUCUGAGUCCCCACUAGCCCUGGCAUUUCUAGCUGCCUUCAUGUUUUUGUGAGCCCCAAUUCAUCUGUGAUUUCACAAAACAAUUGCCCUCUGAGAUUCCUGGACACUUUCUUUGUAAGGGGGUUUCUUUGGGGGAUGUUGUUUUAAGCUUGUAUAACCCAGACUGGCCUUCGACUCUUAACCCUCCUGCCUCUAACUCUUAAGUGCUGGAAUUACAGGUUUGGGCCACCAUGCCUGGCUUCUGAAGAUUUUUUACAUUUGUAUCAAGUUCAAGGCCUUGCAUGUUUGUGAGAACAGUGCCUCCUUUUGUGUUCAAUAGGACUGAUUAAGCCUGGUCUCUCUCCAUUACCCGAGAAUGGUGAGAGCAGAAAUGAAGGCUUACUGUGCAUUUGGAGGCCUCCUGACUCAUUAACAUUCUUUGGUAGAUUGGUAGGGGUAUAUACAGCUUAAAGUGUGCCAUUGUGGAUGGAUUGUGAUGGGUGUCUGUACCCUUAAAACCAUCCUUAUUGUCAAGUCAGUAAACAUUCAGUAUCUUAUAAUUCCUCCUUUCUGCUCCUCCGUGCCCCCGUCCUUAUAACCACUGCUUUCCAUCACUGGUGAUUACCUUCUUUGUAAGUGGACUUCCACAGUGUUUGUCUAGUCUCUCGGUGCCAUUUUUUAGAUAUUUCCAGGUGUUUGUGUGUAUAUCCACACUUGGUAUUUAUCUCAUUGUAUACAUGCCCCCCAAUGUCUGUUGAUGCCUGUUAGUUAGUAUUUACAUUCUUUCCAGUUUGAGACAAAUAAAGCUGCUAUGAGUAUUUGUAUGCACA
Messenger RNA from Alexandromys fortis (reed vole), 9933 nucleotides. RefSeq names its product ZFP92 zinc finger protein (gene Zfp92). Gene Ontology annotation, biological process: regulation of DNA-templated transcription. The coding region runs from base 4182 to 5636 and encodes 484 amino acids. NCBI's taxonomy places the organism in Eukaryota, Metazoa, Chordata, Mammalia, Rodentia, Cricetidae. The record is from RefSeq and is a predicted model, not a curated record. The transcript is spliced from 4 exons.